Drosophila eugracilis is the source of this 2331-nucleotide messenger RNA. RefSeq lists its product as uncharacterized. Bases 31 to 2124 code for a protein of 697 amino acids. The transcript has a single exon. The record is from RefSeq and is a predicted model, not a curated record. Lineage: Eukaryota; Metazoa; Arthropoda; Insecta; Diptera; Drosophilidae.
UCUGCCCACUAAUUAGCUUCACCGGUUGCAAUGAAAAUAUUUGCUUACCUGGUGCUCUCGGCCCUUACGAUCGGCCAGUUGCGUGCCUCCAGGUCCGGCACAGCGGACCAGGUGACCAUAGAUGAGUGCCCUGGCCGCAGUGUGCCGCAAAUCCGGGCAGAUGCGGCCGAGUCGGAGAUUUCUCUGCUUUUCUACUACGUGUCCUGGGCCAGUGAAGCAAGGCAGGCGCGGCUGGUGUACAAUGGCCUGGUGCACUACUAUCAGGAGUACGCAUUCUUCGGGGCCAUCGAUUGUUGGCAUCUGCAGUGCAACUGCAGCCGUACAUUGAUGCCGCCACCUGGUGUCGUGGGCGCAGGUGGUUAUCCGGACAAGUGGCCUACGCUAGUGGUUCGUUAUGGACAAAAACAGAUGCUGCAGUACCAUGGUGCAUGGAGCUUUGAGGAACUUGCCCGGUUCAUGAACCAUCUGCUUCAGCCCCUCGACCGGGUACACAGCAGUCAGGAAUUGGCAGCCAUAAGAAAACACUCGGAUGCAGUGGUUCUAGGCCUGCUGGGUUCGCCGGACGAUAAGGCCUACAAGCUAUACUUAGCUGCCGGUUUGCGUUGGUUGGAGCUAGAUCCAGAGAGGAAUAUCCGCUUCACCGUUAACUUUGGUGACAGUGCCAAAAAAAUGCUAAAGUCUGCAGAGGCCAAUCUGCCCCAGUUUGUUGUCAUCGACAGCCGAAAUGGCGUACAUACUUUUAAUGGCAGUUCUGUGGACUGGAAAACAAUGGACAUUCUCCGUUGGGUACGUAAUACUCUUAAGAACACAUCUCUGUUCUCCAACGGCUAUGGCACACCAAUGACGAUUGCUAUGAAGGCGCGACAUUUUCCGGUGCUAGCCAUGGGAGUUCGAAUGAAUCAUUACCACCAUGCGAGUGUCAUGGGUGAGGAAAUGGCUACCGCUCAAAGGAAGCAGUCAGAGGGAUGCGAAGAUUAUUGGAACACUUUAAUGGAGCAGGAUGAGAACGCCUACUCUCUACUGCAAGUCCCAAAAGAGUUGUAUUUGGAAUCUGACCAAAAUCGUAGCUGUUAUCCCGUUUGGGGAAGAAUCAAAGCAACGCUGACGAACUAUUAUCAAAUCAACAGGUACCUCAACCAUCUAUGGAAGCAGUACUCUCACCAAAAUCACCCUAGAAAACGAAAGGUCCCUCACUUGCUGCGACUGCACGCUAGAAAUCUUUGCCUGGCUCACUCUCAGCAUGGAACACCAGCAAUAAAGAUCGGUAUUGCUAGGAUGGUAACAAAAUAUGGCAAUCUUAUUUGGCAACACUCGGCUGAGUACGCAGCUCACAACAGGUCGCUUAGCGUGGUUAUUUUUGAUUCUAUAAAGUAUAGGGACUAUUUGCAUCAGCUUGGCAUUCAGCAGCACCAUCAGCAGGUUCAAGUUUUCAUCUUGGAUGCGGCGGAAGAGUCGCUAUAUGUGAUGCCGCAACAACAUAGCUUUUCUUAUGUCGCACUAAAGGAUUUCAUCCGCCAGUUUUACUCAAGGACUUUGCCGAGGAUUCACAAGAAUGCACCUGCAGUGAAUCAUUCAGGAUUCUGCAGGAAAUAUAAUAGACAAAUGCUGCUACAGGCACUCCAGCUACCUAAUGCCACAAAUGUGGUAUUUAUGUAUCGUCCGGACUGCGCGUUAUCAGCAGUUUUGUCGCAAGCGUUCUUACAGGUUUCGGCGCUACUAAGCAGUCCUGAAGUGCACUUUGUACGCUUCGAUAGCAAGGCAAAUGAUCUGCCCUGGGAAUUGGCUAUGCCGAUCACUCCAUCGCUGAUCGUCUUCCCUCAAUCAAAGCCCACCGAGUCCGUGGUUUUUCCCACCGAUGUGCGGAUUGAUGUCCAAAGCGUUUUUGCAUUUGUAAUCGCCCAACUGCAGCCGGAGCAGCAGAUACGUUCGGUUCUGACCAGCUGCAAACGGCGGAUGCGAAACGUGAGGAGCUGUCUAGACUUUGCCCGCAACCUGGUAUUGCAACACGUCAGUCAAUAUCUGAAGUUCUGGGAGAUUUACAAACGGGAAAGGGACGCCAUCCUUUCCCACCUAAAGGAGUUUAACGACCUUCACAUUUCCAUCGAAAGCAAAAUUCGAUUAUAGCCAAAUUCUUUUGAACUCUAUCCUUUGUACUUACCGUUUAUAAUUCCAGGGUAAGAAGCUGCCUACCCGCUCUCCUGUAUAAAGUAAGUUUAAAGUUGUCUCUUCUUAAGGUAUUUAAAACUCAUAGCUGUACCAAAUUAUAAAUAAAAAGUAGAUCAAUAAAUUUCACAAUUUAAUGGAAGAGUGGCAUUUCACAUGCAUUUGAAA